UACAGCAACAAGUUAUCUCCACGCGUCUUGUGAACCGGUCGACCGAUCAGUUCAUCUGUAACCGUUCGCCGAUUGUGACUCGUUUGGAUUUGGCGUCUUAAUCUUCGCGUUGUGAAAUAAACACAAGAUCAUCUCAAACAACAUCAAAAUGGCAAAACUUAUGGUAGUUGCCCUGGCCCUUGCGCUGUGCGUCGUGCUUGUGAGUGCUUCUGGCGAUGAGUGUCCACUCGCGUCCAAAGUUGGCUCCUGCUCACCGACCUGCCUGACCGAUCGGGACUGUGCCGACAUCGGUGGCAAGUGCUGCUCCAACGCCUGCAAUCGCAAAUCCUGCGUCGAGCGAAGCAAACUGAAGCAGGGCAGCAACAAGUUUGACGAGAUUGACCGUUUAGGGGCAGAUUACUAAAAAUAUCACACUGUCUAUUGGUAUUUGGAAUUAUGUUUUCUUCUCUACUUUACACACUCGUUCUAUUGUGUUUUUCAAUAUAUCUAAAGAUUGGCACUUCAGUUCAGGGCUGCUCAUUAAUCACGGUCCUCUCCGUUAUGGUUAUCUUGCAUGUUUUUUUUAUUGCUAUUCCACCGGCUUUAUUGUUGCUGCGUCGGCUCCAGAUGGUUCCAACUCCGGUUCGGGCUCGUACUGUGGCAGCACCAAGUGCAACUCGUUCGAGAAGUGUGGCGUCGAUCCAUCCUCCAAGAAGCCGAAGUGUGUCCGUGCGUAAUGGAAGCGAGAAGCUCGGGGUCGGGAGUGAAAUGAUUAGCUUAUAACAAAAAAAAUUGUUCUUAAAUAAACUAUUAAAUUUUGAAGGCAUUUA
Messenger RNA from Anopheles arabiensis, 809 nucleotides. RefSeq names its product WAP four-disulfide core domain protein 12. Gene Ontology annotation, cellular component: extracellular region. The transcript is spliced from 4 exons. The record is from RefSeq and is a predicted model, not a curated record. NCBI's taxonomy places the organism in Eukaryota, Metazoa, Arthropoda, Insecta, Diptera, Culicidae. Bases 149 to 403 code for a protein of 84 amino acids. Gene Ontology annotation, molecular function: peptidase inhibitor activity.